Chironomus riparius is the source of this 1005-nucleotide messenger RNA. The record is from the annotation of a GenBank genome assembly. Lineage: Eukaryota; Metazoa; Arthropoda; Insecta; Diptera; Chironomidae.
AUGGAAAUGGUAAUAACGGAAAUAACGGAAAUAAUGGAAAUAACGGAAAUGGCAAUAACGGAAAUAACGGCAACAACGGAAACAAUGGAAAUAACGGAAAUAACGGAAACAAUGGAAAUGGCAAUAAUGGAAAUGGCGGUAAUGGAAACAGUAAUAAUGGACAAGGAAACAAUGGAAAUGGCAACGGAAAUAUUGGGAGUAGUGGAAAUGGCAAUGGAAACUCUGGAAUUUGGUCCAGUUCAGAAAAUGACAACAAUAGUAAUGGACAAGGAAACUUCAAUAAUUUUGACAACUACUAUAGCUUCAAUGAUUUCUAGUAGCACAUCUUCGACUUCAAAAACCACAGCUGCGAUUCCAUCUAGUUCAUUAUCUACGACUGGAACUAGUGACAUAACCUCAACUUCACAAACUACAGUUGCGGUUCCAUCUAGUUCAUUAUCUACGACUGGAACUAGUGACAUAACCUCAACUUCACAAACUACAGCUGUGGUUCCAUUUAGUUCAUUUUUUACGACUGGAACAAGUGACAUAACCUCAACUUCACAAACUACAGCUGCGAUUCCAUCUAGUUCACUAUUUACGACUGAAACUAGUGACAUAACCUCAUCUUCGCAAACUACAGCUGCGGUUCCAUCUAGUUCAUUAAUUUCGACUGGAACUAGUGACAGAAACUCGACUCUUCAAACCACAGCAACGGUUCCAACCACGACAACACAGCUUAGUUCAUCAACAAGUACCACAUUAAGAAUAACAACAAAUCCAACGACAAUAUCUACGACAAGAAGUUCGACAUCACAAUCAACGACUCGCACAACCACCAGGACCACAAGAAGGACCACGACAACACCAGCUCCAAAUUUUAAUACAAAUAUCACCGAUCCAUGUCGAUUUAAUCCUCAAGGAAAGAUUCUGAAUCAAUCUGGUGACUGUUUUGGCUAUUGCGUGACUGGAUAUUUUGUAAUCUUUUCUGUAAGUCAGAAUGACAUUCAAUGUUGCUGUGCAUAA